AUGCCGUCCUUGACGGAAAUGGAAAAGUCCUCUGGGCACGAAAACGGCGGCGGGCAAGAAUUCGACCGGAAGACCCCGAGUCUCUCGCCGGGGACCGAUGAGGAGAGCGGCACCGACGAUCUCGGACGGAUGCACGUAACCUCUGGGAAGCCGACGUCACCCCCAAACGGUGGCUUACAGGCUUGGCUUCAAGUUCUGGCGUCCUUUUGUAUUUACUUCAAUACUUGGGGCAUCGUCGCCAGUUUCGGCGUUUUCCAAGUUCACUAUGAAGCCGACCUGCUCAAAGAGUACAGCCCGUUCGCCAUUUCCACAAUCGGCUCGUUGCAGAGUUUCCUGAUGGUGUUCCUGGGUUGUUUCGCAGGCCCCAUCUUUGAUCUGGGCUAUGCGCGUCAGCUGCUCUGGGCCGGAUCCUUGUUGAUCGUCGUCGGGACCGUUGCCCAGAGCUUCAGCAGCACCCUUUGGCAGCUGCUCCUAUCGCAGGGGCUCUGCGUCGGAACCGGAAUGGGCAGUUUAGCUGUGUUGGGGGUUGCGGUAUUAUCGCCGUGGUUUUCUACGAGACUGCCUGUGGCUUUUGGUCUCGCCGCGGCGGGAAGCGGUGUUGGUGGUCUGGUUCUACCUAUCGUGUUUCGAUCACUUCAGCCCGAAAUCGGCUUUGCUUGGACAAUCCGCACCAUAGCGCUAAUCACAUUGGCCAUCCAGGGCGUGUCCAUCGUCAGCAUACACACACCCAAAGCUUCGCGCCAGAGGCGGGCUUGGAUUGACCGCUCUGCCUUCGCCGAUAUUCCGUAUCUCCUCUUCGUGGCCGCUUGCUGCCUGGUGUUCCUGGGCAUGUACACUCCGUUUGUCUACGUCCAAGGCUUUGCGCUCCAGCGGGGUGCCGCGAGCUCUCAGGUAGACAAGUACCUGCUGGCUAUGAUGAACGGGGGUUCCAUCAUGGGCCGCGUAAUACCCAACUUGUUUGCCCAACGGCUCGGAGGGAUGAACCUGCUCAUCGCCGCGGUGCUCAUCAUGUCGAUUUCGGCGCUCUGCCUCGUGACAGUCGAGCAUACCGCUGGUUUGGUUGUGACGCUCGUGUUUUAUGGCUUCAGCAGCGGGAGCUUCUUCGCACUUCAACCGGCCACAUUUACCAAGCUCACCGAGGACCGCAACUAUAUUGGCACUCGGCUUGGCAUGGCUUACUCCGUCAUGUCUAUCGCCUUGUUAUUCGGGUCGCCGGUUGGAGGUGCAUUGGUGCGCUCAAUUGGGUAUUCUAGUGCCUGGAUCUGGUCUGGCGUCUGUCUUGCAUUGGGAAGUGCUAUGAUCGCCUUUUCAAGAGGCAUGGCCAGUGGUUGGGACUGGAGAAAACGUACAUAA
This is a messenger RNA of Colletotrichum graminicola M1.001, 1353 nucleotides long. RefSeq names its product major facilitator superfamily transporter. The transcript has 3 exons. NCBI's taxonomy places the organism in Eukaryota, Fungi, Ascomycota, Sordariomycetes, Glomerellales, Glomerellaceae. Gene Ontology annotation, cellular component: fungal-type vacuole membrane. Gene Ontology annotation, biological process: transmembrane transport. Gene Ontology annotation, molecular function: transmembrane transporter activity. The record is from RefSeq and is a predicted model, not a curated record. The coding region runs from base 1 to 1353 and encodes 450 amino acids.